Molecule: messenger RNA, 1095 nt
Organism: Brachypodium distachyon (stiff brome)
Lineage: Eukaryota; Viridiplantae; Streptophyta; Magnoliopsida; Poales; Poaceae
Exons: 3
Coding region: 64-834 (256 amino acids)
Cellular component (GO): mitochondrial matrix
Source: RefSeq, a predicted model, not a curated record
UGAAACCCCGAAAACCUAACUAAACCCUCUUCUCUCGCCGCCGCCAGCUCAACUCCAGCUGCCAUGGCCCUCUUCGCCGCCGCCGCCGCGCGCCGCGCAGCCUCCUCCGCCCUCCCGCUGCUCCGCGCCUCCCGCGGCGCGGCGCUGCUCCGGCCCCUGGCGGCCGCCGCGGCGCGGCCGAUGCCGUUCUCCUCGUCCUCGGCCAACGCGGUCAAGCCCAGCUCCGACGAAGAGCUCCUCCGCGUCAUCAAGUCCGAGAUCAAGUUCGCCGAGGACUGCGACGACCACGACCGGGUUGAGGAGAUUCCAGACAGCUUCCCUUUCAAAAUCACCGACAAGAAGGGCCUUAAUGAUAUUACUCUUACAAGAACAUACCAGGGUGAGAAGAUUGAGGUUGUGGUUUCCAUGCCCAGCCUUGUCACUGGAGAUGAGGCAGAGGAUGACCAGGAUGAGGAUGACAAAGAGGGAGAUGAGGACAAGGAUGACGAUGGUGAGAAGCCCCCCAAAUCUACUAUCCCUCUCACUGUCACGAUCUCCAAGAGUGGUGGCCCAAGCCUUGAAUUCUGCUGCACUGCCUAUCCUGAUGAGAUCAUGAUCGACACCUUGUCCGUGAAGCAGCAGCCAUCAGGCGAAGAAGAUGAAGAUCUGAUUGCAUACGAGGGUCCUGAAUUCAAUGACCUCGAUGAGAAUCUGCAAAGGGCAUUCCACAAGUAUCUGGAGCUACGUGGGAUCACCCCCAUGACCACAAACUUCUUGCAUGAGUACAUGAUCAACAAGGACAGCCGGGAGUAUCUCUUCUGGCUGACGAAGCUGAAGGAUUUCGUCAAGCAAUAAAGAUAUAACCAUUCCUAGCAUAAGAUCAGCCAAUGUGCUUUGCAAAUUCUAUUUUGAGAGCUCCGAGCCUCUGAACUGCCCUCUGUUCUGGAGAGUAUCAGAGCAAUACAAUGACUAGUGUGCUUGUUAGCAUGUUUAUGAUCGUUUUCGGCGUGAUGAUAACAACUUGUGGCAGUAGAGUUGCAACCAAUUUAGGGCUUUCAAUAGAUACUUCAGUCAGUAUUACUAUUUUCGGAGAAAUAAAUUUUCUUCCUGCUGACA